Syzygium oleosum is the source of this 1311-nucleotide messenger RNA. RefSeq names its product acetyl-CoA-benzylalcohol acetyltransferase-like. The transcript has a single exon. NCBI's taxonomy places the organism in Eukaryota, Viridiplantae, Streptophyta, Magnoliopsida, Myrtales, Myrtaceae. Bases 1 to 1311 code for a protein of 436 amino acids. The record is from RefSeq and is a predicted model, not a curated record.
AUGAAGGUGGAAGUACAAUGGAGGAAGUUGGUCAAACCGUCAGCGCCAACGCAGCACGACCGGCGAAAAUGGAGGCUAACAUCACUGGAUCGGCUUCAGAAGCCAAUUUACAUAGGCGUUAUCUUCUCCUAUAGAGAUAAUGCUGAGAACCCAGGAGUUGAUAUUUCUCAAAGGCUUCACCAAAUGGAGGAGUCACUUUCCAAAACCCUGACACUCUUUUAUCCUAUGGCAGGGAGAUAUAUCGAGGAUGAUGGUUGUUUUGUUGACUGUAACGACCUUGGAGUGGAGUUCAUCCAUGCCAAAGUGGAUGGCCAGAUGGAUAAGCUUCUCCAUGGAGACCCCGACAGGGAUUUCCUCAUUCGUUUGUCGGAAUACCCGACCAACGUAGUAGGCAAUCCGUUGGUUGUGAUUCAAGUGAAUGCGUUCGAUUGUGGCGGAUUAGCAAUUAGCGUGCGCUUUACACACAAGAUCGGCGACAUGUACACCAUGGCCAAGUUCAUCAAUUCGUGGGCUUCCGCUUGCCGAGGUAAUGUAGACACGAUAGCCUGUCCAAGUUUCGAGUUGUCAUCUCUACUCCCAGCGAAAGAGCUGGCGGUUCCAAACUCUGGUCCACAACGUAAUGGCAACAAGGAACUCAUCAUGAGUAAGUUUAGGUUCAGCGCUAAUGCUUUAUCGAAGCUGAAAGCCUUAGCUAGGGACAAUGCAAAGGAUUCGAUGGCCAACGAUUCCCAGCAUUCAAGGGUGGAGGUUAUUUCGGCACUAAUAGUUAAGGCUUUCCUCAAUAUUUGCCGAAAUAAACAUGGCGAAAAAAGGACUUUCGUAGUCUGCAUACCAGUUAACUUGCGCGAGAAAAUCAAUCUGGCAAUACCCGCGAAUUCUUGUGGCAAUCUUGUCGUUGAUGUGUGGGCGCGAUCUGGUCAACCAACGGCUGGCAAAAGCAAGUUGGAGUUCAAUGGAAUGGCAAAUGUAAUGCGCGACAUGAUAGCGUAUGCCAAAACGAAGUACGCAACAGUAGUAGACGGGGAGGAGUUAUGCUCGAUGGUGGGCGAUUCUCUAGCCGAAUAUGUCAAAAUCGCGGCCAGAGGCAAAGAUAGUCUGUUUGGUUUUACUAGCUGGUGCCGGUUCGGGCUAUAUGAGAAUGACUUCGGGUGGGGAAGGCCAGUUCUCGUCAGCAACGCGCCAUCGAACUUCAAAUCAAUUUAUCUUAUCGACGAUGAAGAGAGCGGAGGAAUCAAUGCAUGGAUAACCAUGGAUGAAGCUGAGACGAUUCUUCUUAAACAGGAUACGGAAAUCCUGAAAUUCACUUCCUAG